CUGCGCACCGCCCAGGCCGAGCUGGUGCGUCGGGGACACGGACUAGGGAGUGCGAACCAGUCAUGGCCACCACCAACGGGGCUGUGGAAAACGGACAGCCGGAUGGAAAACCGCCUGCCUUGCCGCGCCCCAUCCGCAACUUGGAGGUCAAGUUCACCAAGAUAUUUAUCAACAACGACUGGCACGAAUCCAAGAGUGGAAGAAAGUUUGCCACAUAUAACCCUUCAACACUAGAGAAAAUAUGUGAGGUGGAAGAAGGAGAUAAGCCCGAUGUGGACAAGGCUGUGGAGGCCGCUCAAGCUGCCUUCCAGCGGGGAUCCCCAUGGCGCCGGCUGGAUGCCCUGAGCAGAGGCCAGUUGCUGCAUCAGCUGGCUGACCUUGUAGAAAGGGACCGUGCGAUCCUGGCUACUCUGGAGACCAUGGACACCGGCAAGCCAUUCCUUCAUGCCUUUUUCGUCGACCUGGAAGGCUGUAUUAAGACCUUCAGAUAUUUUGCCGGGUGGGCAGACAAAAUCCAGGGCAGGACCAUCCCCACAGAUGACAACGUUGUGUGCUUCACCAGGCAUGAGCCCAUCGGGGUGUGUGGGGCCAUUACACCAUGGAACUUCCCCCUGCUGAUGCUGGCCUGGAAACUGGCUCCUGCCCUGUGCUGUGGGAACACCGUGGUCCUGAAGCCAGCUGAGCAGACCCCUCUCACCGCUCUGUACCUGGCCUCUCUCAUCAAAGAGGUCGGGUUCCCUCCGGGUGUGGUGAACAUUGUACCAGGCUUCGGGCCCACUGUGGGAGCAGCGAUUUCCUCCCAUCCGCAGAUCAACAAGAUAGCCUUCACCGGCUCCACAGAGGUUGGAAAGCUGGUCAGAGAAGCCGCCUCCCGGAGCAACCUGAAGAGGGUCACACUGGAGCUAGGAGGCAAGAACCCGUGCAUCGUGUGUGCAGAUGCUGACUUGGACUUGGCCGUCGAGUGUGCUCACCAGGGAGUGUUCUUCAACCAAGGCCAGUGCUGUACAGCGGCCUCCAGGGUGUUUGUGGAAGAGCAGGUCUACGGGGAGUUUGUGAGGAGGAGUGUGGAGUUCGCCAAGAAGAGGCCGGUUGGAGACCCCUUCGAUGCCAAAACGGAGCAGGGGCCUCAGAUCGACCAAAAGCAGUUUGACAAAAUCCUCGAGCUGAUUGAGAGUGGGAAGAAGGAAGGGGCCAAGCUAGAAUGUGGGGGGUCAGCCAUGGAGGACAGAGGGCUGUUCAUCAAACCCACGGUCUUCUCAGAUGUUACGGACAACAUGAGGAUUGCCAAAGAGGAGAUUUUCGGACCAGUGCAGCCGAUCCUGAAGUUCAAAAACCUGGAGGAGGUGAUCAAAAGAGCGAAUAACACUGACUAUGGACUCACAGCAGCAGUGUUCACUAAAAACCUGGACAAAGCCCUGAAGCUGGCUGCUGCGCUCGAGUCGGGGACAGUCUGGAUCAACUGCUACAAUGCAUUUUAUGCACAGGCUCCAUUUGGUGGCUUCAAAAUGUCUGGGAAUGGCAGAGAACUAGGAGAAUAUGCUCUGGCUGAAUAUACAGAAGUGAAAACCGUCACCAUCAAACUCGAGGAGAAGAACCCCUGAAGGACAGGCCGGCUUCUUCCUCAAAAGCUGGACAGCUGACCGUGGCAACUCCAGCUCGCCACGAGCAGAAAGCAGGAUGACAGUGCUCAGCUUCCCAGGACCCUCUCUUCUGGACACCUGAUCUACUGGAGUUCAAUGGUUUUGACUUUCCUCUCACUCACACGCAUGCUUUAUGGACCAAACUGUGGGCAGACAGAUAGGAUGUGGGAAACUGCAGGGCUGCCUGGAGAGGAACUCUUACCCAGCUCUGACUUUGCCUUUAGACUGAGUGCAGGACACCACAAAGACAGCCAGCGCUCUUAACUAUGAGACAGUCACUGGAGUGUCCCACGGUUAAUUUAAAUGCUUUUUGACCCCAGGAGGGAUAUAGAAUGAGCUCACUAAAUGUUCUGUGAGCAAAUCUGGUCUUUGGGGUCUCUUUGGGGUCAUCUGUGCACACAAGUCCCUCCUCGUUCUGAGGGGGAAAGUGGGAUUAUUCACAAGCAAAGGAUCAGGGUUGAGGUGAAGGGAGGAUUUCAGGGACCCAGUGUGGGGAGCUUAGGGAAGCUGCCAUGGAAAGGCCCCAGAAGCCUUUGGUGUGCAGGGGUGUGGGUCCUAAGGACUGCAUAUGGGCACUGGCCAUGGGGUUCACCUUGAAAACAAUCCUGACUUUGGAAUGACCAAAUCAACAUCCCAAAGAGUUUGCCCUAUAGUUAUGAGAUGGUCUUCCAUGACAUAGGCCCAUCUUAGGCAGACAACGUGUCACCUUUGCCACUGAGGGCUCAUGUUAGAACUACCAUGGCCGAGCAAACCCUGGACAAUGGAGCCUCACAUUUGACCCUCAGAGCCACCAUUCACUUUUACAAAUACCCGUUUCUACCACAUUCAGUAACGGGCACGCCCACUUCCUUUUUCUCUUCUCCAGCUCCAUUACCUGUUUUAGAUCAGUGAAGCUCAUGUCAGCGAGAAAUAGCUGCCACUGCAUAGGUCUGUGGUCUUCAAAAUCCCGUCUGGGCUUUCAUUUAUGAUUGGCUAAUAAGUAACACCUGGAUCCCACAAGGGACCACCAAGUGACCUGGGUACCUCAGUCAUGUUAAAACAUUUUUUCCCUUUCCUCUUUGAUAUAUGCAUAUGAUGUGCAAUUUCAUGUUUGAACUUGGAAAACUAAAACGGUCCCCAUAAAGCUUUAAGGGUAGAGCCACAUUCUUUGGGUUGACUGCUGUUUGGGUAACUUUCACUGUCAGGAAACAUGCACCUGCCUAAUUAGAUGUGAGGCUUACAUUUGAGGAUAAAGUUGGGCUGAGCAAGCUUGAGAAAUUAAGUCUUCUCUCUGAACCAGUGUGUGGUAGAGAAUGUGGGGCGUGACUCGGGGCUCUCAGCCCAGUCGGAGACAAGCAAUAUUCCAUUCACCUUCUUUCCUCCCUCAGCACUUACACUCCCGUAACUAGUUAAAUCAGGAUUUGGCUUCAGACACUGAAUUUUCGGUAUCUCACCAACUCUAGGCACUACCCAUUACCAUAGUACACUAGAGGGUUGCCAUUCUUCCAUUGUACAAUAAUGCCUUUAAUAUGAAAUGUUACAUUAUUUAUAAUUGGUAUCAUUAAUGUAUCUUUUUAUAGCUGUAAGUACACAGAGGUAGUAUAUUUAACCUUCUGUAAUAUACUGUACUUAGAAAUGAAAAUCUAUAUAAUGUUAGAUUUCACUUCUUUUAAGGUUUACCCCUGUGGUAUGGUUUUUUAAAUCAAUUGGAUUGGGGAUUUUGAUCUUAAGUUCAGAUUGUGUGUUCAGCAAUGAAAAAAAUAAAGUUGGACACUGAGAAA
Messenger RNA from Mus caroli (Ryukyu mouse), 3400 nucleotides. It is a transcript of the gene Aldh1a3, whose product is annotated as aldehyde dehydrogenase 1 family member A3. Lineage: Eukaryota; Metazoa; Chordata; Mammalia; Rodentia; Muridae. Gene Ontology annotation, biological process: aldehyde metabolic process. The record is from RefSeq and is a predicted model, not a curated record. Gene Ontology annotation, molecular function: oxidoreductase activity, acting on the aldehyde or oxo group of donors, NAD or NADP as acceptor.